GUUUCUCUCCUCUGCUGGUUUGUGUCACUUGGAUUGGAGGACUGUUUGUGUCGGCGUCCCAAGAUGAACCAAACCGCCACCGUCUCGCAUCAAGUUAAAUGCCAGUCAACGAAGGCUAUCAAGGACCUUGGUGGGGUGAGUCCUCCUCAGAGGAACUGGAAGGGGAUUGCCAUUGCUCUUCUGGUCAUCCUGGUGGUCUGCUCCCUCAUCACCAUGUCUGUCAUCCUCCUCACUCCAGCUGACAACCAAGCUGGGAGUGACACCAAACUGACUGUGGAGGAUUUGUUCAAACCUGAAUUCAAGGUCCAUGACCCAGAAGCCAAAUGGAUCAACGACUCUGAAGUCAUCUACAGGAACACUGAUGGCCACGUCAUCAAGUUCAACAUCCUCACAAAUGAAACAGAGAUUGUCCUGACAAACACAACAUUUAUAAAUUUCAAUGUGGCCAAGUAUUCUGUCUCCCCUGACCUGAAAUAUGUCCUCUUCGCUUAUGAUGUGAAACAGGUUUAUCGCCACUCCUACAUGGCCUCCUACAGCAUCUACAAUAUUCAUACACGGGAGGUUUGGGAGCUGGACCCUCCUGAGGUGGUGAACUCGGUCCUGCAGUACGCUGCUUGGGGAGUACAAGGCCAACAGCUGAUCUACAUAUUUGAAAAUAACAUCUACUACCAGUCUGAUGUCAAGAGUAACUCCCUCAGGCUAACAUCCUCAGGGAAGGAACGGGUCAUCUUCAACGGGAUUGCUGACUGGCUCUAUGAAGAGGAGAUCCUUCAGACCCACGUGGCACACUGGUGGUCACCUGAUGGAGAGAGGCUCGCCUUCCUGGUUCUCAAUAACAGUCUGGUGCCCAAUAUGGCUUUACCUCGCUUCACUGGCAUGGCGUACCCCAAAGGAAAGCAGUACCCAUACCCCAAGGCUGGCCAACCCAACCCGGUGGUGAAGCUCUAUGUAGUCAAUCUUUACGGGCCAACGCACACGCUGGAGCUCAUGCCUCCAGAGACGCUCAAGCUACGAGAACAUUAUGUGACCAUGGUGAAGUGGAUCAGCAAAACCAAGACAUCUGUCAGGUGGUUGAACCGGGCCCAGAACAUCUCCAUCCUCACUGUGUGUGACACUACCACUGGAGCCUGCGUCACGAGACAUGAAGAAAGCUCUGAGCUCUGGCUUUCCAAGCAGAACCAAGAACCGGUGUUCUCCAAAGAUGGGAACAGGUUCUUCCUGACUGUUCCGGUCAAACAAGGAGGACGUGGAGAGUUUCAUCACAUUGCUAUGUUCACCACACAGUUCAGAGCAGAUCAAAAUGAAGUGCGACAUCUAACAUCAGGAAACUGGGAGGUGACCAAGAUCAUUGCCUACGAUGAGAACACUGAUAACCUCUAUUUUCUCAGCACAGAGGGGUCACCACGAAGACGGCAGCUUUUCAGUGUUAAAACUGUGGGUCUGUUCCCACGACGGUGUUUAACGUGCGAGUUAAAUAAAGCUCACUGUCUGUACUUCGACGCUGACAUCAGCCCCACAAACCAGCACAUCAUCCUCCACUGUAAAGGUCCUGGAGCACCGACUGUGAUCUUACACAGCCUCAAUAAUUCAAAUUACUACAUUCUCGAGAACAACUCUUUGCUGAAGGCAGCCUUGAAAUACAAAAGGAUCCAACUGACUGACUUCAAAACUGUUUCAAUGGAACAUUUUGACUUACCUUUGAAGAUCUCCUACCCACCAGACUUCUCUGAUUCCCGGCACUAUGGACUGCUGCUGCUGGUUGACAGCGCCCCCGGUGGUCAAGCCGUGAGUGACCGCUUCUCUCUCAGCUGGGACUCUGUCCUGGUCAGCUCUGACAACGUCAUCGUGGCUCGUCUGGACGGCCGAGGCAGUGGCUUCCAGGGUCAGAGGAUCCUGCACGAGGUUCACCAGAAGCUGGGAACGGUUGAUGUCCAGGACCAGAUUGCAGUAGUGGAAUACUUGAUGAAAUUUUCAUAUAUUGAUCGGACUCGGAUAGCAGUGUUCGGAAAGGGUUAUGGUGCCUACAUAACAUUAAUGAUGCUCAAGUCUACUGACAGCCUCUUCAAAUGCGCAUGUGCAGUGUCACCAGUGACAGACUGGAAACUCUAUGCAUCAGCGUUCUCUGAGAGAUACCUUGGCAUGCCAUUACGGGAUGACAGCAGAUAUCAGUUUUCCAGUGUGCUGCAGAACGUUCAGGCACUUAGGGAGCAGACACUGAUGCUGGUGCAUGGCACAGCAGAUGCCAACAUCCACUUUCAGCAUACUGCUGAGCUCGUCAAGAACCUUGUGAAAGUUGGAGCAAACUACUCAAUGCAGAUCUACCCAGAUGAGGGCCAUUUCCUGUCUCAGCAGAGUCGCCAGCACCUCUAUGCCACACUGACCAGCUUCUAUAGGGAGUGUCUGAAGGAGGAGUUACUACCGCUGCCCGAUGAUGAAGAGGAGGAGGAGGAGUAGUAGGCAGGAGGCUUUGAGGGUUACACUUUUGGCAGAGCUUGAGAGAAUUUUGCUAAAAUCCAUUAAGGAAUUUUGCAUUUGGACCAAGUGUUGAGCCAGACAUGAACACUGGGUUAGAGCUUCUAAUGCUCUUAAGUGUGCGUGUGUGUGUGUGUGUGAAGUGUGUGUGCGUGCGUGUGAGCACUGCAAUGUGUGACUGUGUAUAAAUGUGUUGAAAAGAUAACUGAAGGACAUGACAGUGACACUUGCAUUGCCGGGACUUGAGGCAGGAACAGCCCUCUAGCAUAAAGUCAUUUCAGUUUUGGGACUCUCUGUUUCUCGGCAAAGCACAUGGAAGACUGCCUCCAUCUUGUGCAGGCUCUCUGGGCCGCAGUCAUCCUCACUUAACCAAGUGCAUGGUUCUUUUUCCCCCCUCUUCCCUCCCUCACUCAUUUUGCCAUGUUAGUCUACUUUGUGGUAACACUUGGGAAGAAAAGAACACAGAUGUGCACUUCUGAUCUCACCUCUCCUUUUGUUGUUGUGUUGUUGCACAAGGAAACGCUCCAGUCAUCGACAAAAAACGUCACACAAGUUCACCAAAAUCGAGCCGAUCCUGAAUAAGUGCAAUUUCCUGAUGAAACCCUCUGCCAUCGCCCACCCUAGACAGAAGCAGUCUUUAUAGGUCACACUUUAUUGUACAGGGCUCUUGUGUAGACAUGUACAAUGCCUUAUGAGGUUCAACAUACUGUAAUAUUACUUGCUGACAUUGGUAGUCAUCCAUUAGUAGUGUCAUGUUAACCUAUGUCAACUCAGGUCCUUGAGACACAGCAUUGCAGUCAGUUUAGUAUCUGAAACAGUUACAACAUUAUGUCAGCUGUAUGGUCAUGAAUAAGUUAUGAAGUCUAUAUGAAGAUAAUGGAUAUUGGCCAUACAGGUAUUUCAGUUUCAGGCCACACUGCAAAAGUUCUCCAUCUUAAGAUGCUAUUAACCUAUCUUUCCGGGAAUCAAGCAAUGAAAUCUCUUAGAAGUUGCGAGACCAUUUUUCAGUGCGUCUCCACCAGAUUUAAGAGCUUUCUUCAAGUCGAGAGACAUUUUCCCCUAUUUUUGGACUGUCUUUCAUUUCAAGAAACGGAAAUAUUUAAAAGUGGAAAUUAAUGGCAAUGGGUGUACUAAGAUGGACAAUUUUUCAGUGUCAGUAAGGUGUUUGCAUGUCUACAGGGAAUGUGUCAAGUGUUGCCACAUUUUGUACAGUACAAUACAGCAGAGUGUGUACAUAAAUAUAUUUUUGAGAUGUCAGAUCUCAUAGGAAGUUUAGUCUAUGGGGCUGGAUUGAUUUGACCUUGAUGUCUUGUACAUUUUUUUGGUUUCUUCUCUGUUUUCUUUUCAGCUGUUGAUUUUCUUCUUAGG
Toxotes jaculatrix (banded archerfish) is the source of this 3840-nucleotide messenger RNA. Its product is annotated as inactive dipeptidyl peptidase 10-like. The transcript is spliced from 26 exons. Bases 64 to 2454 code for a protein of 796 amino acids. The record is from RefSeq and is a predicted model, not a curated record. Gene Ontology annotation, biological process: proteolysis. NCBI's taxonomy places the organism in Eukaryota, Metazoa, Chordata, Actinopteri, Toxotidae. Gene Ontology annotation, molecular function: serine-type peptidase activity; dipeptidyl-peptidase activity.